Aureobasidium uvarum is the source of this 1593-nucleotide messenger RNA. NCBI's taxonomy places the organism in Eukaryota, Fungi, Ascomycota, Dothideomycetes, Dothideales, Saccotheciaceae. The record is from the annotation of a GenBank genome assembly.
AUGACGGAUGCCAGCACGAAUCCCAAGCGGAAUGGGACCAUGACGGACACGAAACCAACCAUCAAGCAGCAGCAGCAGCAGACCACCCAGAACACAAACACGACCGACACGCCAAAGUCGCAAGAGAGAUCCAAGAGCACUGCCACAGUAGACAGCCCGUCAAGCCCUCCGAGAAAGAAGCGCAGAAAGGUCAACCAUGCCUGUGUCUACUGCCGUCGAUCGCACAUGACAUGCGACCUCGAACGACCAUGCGCCAGAUGCGUCAAACGCGACAUUGCCCACCUGUGCCAUGACGAACCCAGAGAGCCCACCAAGGGCAAGAAGCCAGAUACGGACACACCGCCUGCCGACACGAGUGUCAUCGAAGACGAACGCAGAAGUAGCUUGAGAAUGGACCCUCCCGCCAUACAACAGCCCAAGCCAAUGUCGCCAGUACACAUCAAGCAGCAGAGCCAAUCCUCAAACAACCAGCGGCCCUUCUCCAUCAACGACUGGAACUUUGAUUCGACAAGCCAACUCCACGAUAUGCGCAAUCUGCACCCAAACUACACCUUCAACACCUCCGAGGUAACCGACGAGUAUAACUUCCUCGGCGACUUUCUGAACAACAGUCUCCUCGACGACGGCGCAACCUACAACCCCGACGACACGAGCACAAUCUUCAAUGACCCACUGCUAGCAACCGGCUCCCUCUCCACCUACGCAAACAACAUGAAUCUCUUCUCAGGCAUCCACCAAGCUCAGUCUUCCACCAACCCUCCGCAACAACCACAACCUCAAGACCCCCAAAUCUCCGCUCUGGCAACCGACAUCACCCGCCCCUCCUCCGUCAUACCCGUCGACACCAAAGCCCGCGACAAAUUCUACAUGACCGCCGCCGACCCCGCCGGCAACGACACCNCCGAAGCCCGCAUGUUGAAGCUGCUCCAAGCAAAAUACGACGCAGGCAUGCUGCGUCCCUUCAACUACGUCCGCGGCUACUCGCGUCUAAACACGUACAUGGAAUCCCACAUGCGCCCACCCCUCCGCCAAAAGAUCCUCCGCCAACUCGAGAAAUUCCGCCCCAAGUUCAGAGAGGCAAUGCACAAUCUCACCGACAUCCAACUCAUCCGCGUCGAAAUGUGGUGGGAAAGCACGCUCAUGGAAUACGAUCGCGUCUUUGCCUCCAUGGCGAUUCCCGCAUGUUGCUGGCGUCGCACGGGCGAAAUCUUUAGAGGAAACAAGGAAAUGGCCGAAUUGAUCCAGGUGCCCAUGGAAGAAUUGCGGGAUGGAAAGUUGGCAUUGCAUGAAAUCAUGGCCGAGGAUUCUUUGGUCAGUUAUUGGGAGAAAUUCGGCGCGAUCGCUUUUGAUCAGAGUCAAAAGGCCAUCUUGACGUCUUGCACGUUGAAGAAUCCCCACGACGAUGACGACGAUACGACGAGUGGUGGAGGAGUGGACAAAGAUGAAUCAGGCAGAAAAUCCGACACAAGACCAGGAAGCAGCAGCAGCAAGAAAAAACCAACGGGUCAAUUGAGGAAAUGCUGUUUUUCCUUUACGAUACGCAGGGAUAUACACAACAUUCCUUCGGUCAUUGUGGGUAAUUUUUGCCUAUAU